Molecule: messenger RNA, 1966 nt
Organism: Trichoderma asperellum CBS 433.97
Lineage: Eukaryota; Fungi; Ascomycota; Sordariomycetes; Hypocreales; Hypocreaceae
Biological process (GO): response to toxic substance; proteolysis; L-homocysteine catabolic process
Cellular component (GO): cytoplasm
Molecular function (GO): cysteine-type aminopeptidase activity
Source: RefSeq, a predicted model, not a curated record
AAGAUCGCAACUACGGCGCUCAAGAGCGAAGAAACAAGAAGGUACUCCAGGCAGAGACAGCGGGCAACGCGGGAUCGCUGAAAAGAGGUGGCGCUGCAAAAGAACCAGUAGGAAUAUAGCCGGCGGACAGUUAGUACAAGUACAGUAGAACUCGUGAUUGCCGGCCAGUUCUUACGCCCGACGGGAGGGGACUCGUGAGGGGCAGAUAAGAAGGGCGUAUAUGCAGGCCACGCCAUAUCUUUCAAUAUUGUGACAGCUAUUCAAAGGCACCCUGAUGGCCCUGAAUCAAGUCACAUAAGAUCCGGCUUAUCUUGAUAUAAGGAAAACGUAACCCAUUUGCUCUCGGAGAAGAGCUGUGUAAUUGAGUGUGAAAGAAGGAGGAUUUAUUCAAGUCGCUCACAAUGGGUGGCCAGCCGUCCAAGCCGAUCACCGCCGCGGAGAGUGAGAAGCUCAUAUUGGAGCGUCUCCGAAGCUUUAAGCUAGAAGAGGGGCAUUGUAUCAGGCCCAGUGACGAAAAGACUGAAGGGCACUAUGAAGAACAAUUCGUUCGAGAACCCGAGGGCUUGCCUGUGUCGUCGCUGGAAGUCUGGAUAGAUUCCGUGGUGAAGGAUCCUAAGAAUAGACUGGCGCAUGCCGCCUUGAGCUCGUCUGACCCGAAGCAAGCUCUCACUUCGCGAGCGACCAAGAUUGCCAACCAGCACGUCUUCAACGUUCAGAUCCCCUUUGAAGGCGACCCCAUCACCAACCAGCGGUCUAGCGGGCGCUGCUGGCUCUUCGCCUCGACCAAUGUCUUCCGCGUGGCGCUCAUGAAGCGCCACAACCUGGAGUCGUUUGAGCUGUCCCAGGCCUAUCUCUUCUACUGGGACAAGCUGGAAAAGGCCAACUGGUUCCUUGAGCAGAUUGUCCAGACGGCCAAGGACGACAUCGACAGCCGCGUCGUGCAGAGACUGCUGGGCGAUCUCGUCUCGGACGGCGGCCAGUGGGACAUGGUGUACAACUUGGUCGAGAAGUAUGGGCUUGUUCCCCAGGCCCUGUACCCGGAUAGCUGGAACGCCAUGAACUCGAGCACGCUCAACAGCAUCGUCAAGACUAAGCUUCGCGAGUACGCGCUCAAACUGCGGGAGGUGGUCAAUGGAGAUUCUGUCUCGCCCUCGGUCAUUAGCGGGCACAAGAUCCACAUGAUUAAGGAGAUUGCUCUCAUCAUGACUCUCCUGCUCGGACAGCCUCCCAAGCCGACCGAGGAGUUCACAUGGCAGUUCCUCGACAAGGACGGCAAAGCGCAACAAGUCAAGACAACACCAAAGGCCUUUGCAAAGGACAUCUACAGCUCCGAGUUCCGCGUCACAUCCGACGCCAUCCAGAGCAUGGUCUCGCUCGUCCACGACCCGCGCCACGAGUCUCUCCGCAAGCUCACCGUCUCUCGGCUGGGCAACAUCGUCGGUGGCCGCGACAUCACCUACGUCAACGUCGAGAUGGACACGCUCAAGUCAACGUGCGUCAAGCUGCUCAAGGCGGGCGUGCCUGUCUUCUUCGGCUGCGACGUGGGCAAGUUUAGCGAUCGAGUGGCGGGCAUCAUGGACCUGGAUCUGUUUGACUAUGAGGCGGGCAUCAACACCAGCCUGCUGGGCAUGGACAAGGCGCAGAGGCUGAUGACGGGCGAGAGUGCCAUGACGCAUGCCAUGGUGCUGACGGCGGUGCAUGUGGAUGAGAAGACGGGGAAGCCGGUGAGAUGGAGGGUGCAGAAUAGCUGGGGCACGGCGGUUGGCGAGAAGGGGUGGUUUGUCAUGAGUGAUGCGUGGAUGGAUGAGUUUGUGUACCAGGCUGUUGUAGACCCGAGAUAUCUCAGCAAGGAGGUGAGGGAUGUGUUGAAGCAGGAGCCUAUUGUGCUCCCGUUGUGGGAUCCUAUGGGUUCGUUGGCUUAGAGGGAAUAUAUGAGGAGUGCCGUGAGUUUGGCUUUUUUUUUUUU